CGGGAGGCGGGAUAAUGUGUCGUCACCAGGAAACGUUUUCAAAAUAACAGUCUGGCUAGCUGUACCACUAUAGUGUACGUCAAUGCUCGCUAAUUGAACAACUAAAAACAAAAUGUCUGAAAACAAAAAUGCACCGUGGUCUUGUGAAGAGACUAAUGUGUUGCUUGCUAUAUGGUCUUCCACGGAGAUCCAGGAGAAAUUAAACUCGAAGCACCCGAGGACAAGGAACAGAGUGUACGACGAGAUUCGCCAAGAGAUGUUGAACGGCGGCUUAAGGCGUUCAACAGAGCAAGUCACAAACAAAUUGAAAAAACUAAGAAAGGAGUACAGGGACCAAAAGAUGAAAGCUAGUAAAAGCAGCAAUAAACGCGUAAAUUAUGGAGUUUUGGAGUCUGUGUUGGGACACCGACCAGAGAGUCAGUUGACUGGAGCGCUAAAUUCAGCUACGGCCAUGCUUGACACCGACGCUGAAUCGCAAGCCUCUGCAGAUGAUCUUGGCAGCAGAAUGUCCGAGCCCAAAAUCGCGCAGCAGUGGUCUUCAGAGGAAACAAGCGUGCUGCUUGCGAUAUGGUCGUCCGCAGUGAUCCAGGAGCAAUUUCAGCGCUUCAAACGAAAGAAGAAAGUGUAUGAUCAGAUAAGCCAAAAGAUGGCCGAUGCAGGCUUCAGUCGUUCAGCCUUACAAAUCGUAAACAAACUCAAAAAAAUUAAGAAAACUAAUGACAACGCUAGUAAAACUAGCAUUGAACAGAACAAUAAAAAAGCCAGGUAUGAUGUCAUGGAUGCUGUGCUGGAACACCACCUGACUGGGGCGUUGAAUUCAGCGACGGUAAUGCUCGAGACAAAGACUGAAUCGUUGACGUCCUCUGAGGCUGAUAUUGACUGUUUCGCAGAAAUUGACGUUGUGCUGGACCAAGCCGAGUCGUCCUUCAGCCCUUCUCAGUCACAACCAAAAAGUUCUCCGAAAAGGACCAGAGUACGGAAAAUAGAUUCAAACCAGGAGCUACUGGAAUACUUAAAAGCUUCUGAUGAACGCUUUAUGGAGCACGCCAAAGAACUUAAUACUGCUAUUCUUAAUAAAAUAGAUGAAGCUACAAAUUCAAUGUUGGGACUACUGGAACGCAUGGUCGCAGUAAUGGAGGGACAGCAGGGUAACAAGCAGUGAACAC
Molecule: messenger RNA, 1166 nt
Organism: Triplophysa rosa
Lineage: Eukaryota; Metazoa; Chordata; Actinopteri; Cypriniformes; Nemacheilidae
Exons: 3
Coding region: 113-1162 (349 amino acids)
Source: RefSeq, a predicted model, not a curated record